Molecule: messenger RNA, 2058 nt
Organism: Etheostoma spectabile (orangethroat darter)
Lineage: Eukaryota; Metazoa; Chordata; Actinopteri; Perciformes; Percidae
Gene: coro6
Product: coronin 6
Exons: 11
Coding region: 241-1608 (455 amino acids)
Biological process (GO): cell migration; actin filament organization
Molecular function (GO): actin filament binding
Source: RefSeq, a predicted model, not a curated record
CCCACCCACACCCUCUUCUCUCCCUGCUCUGCCCCCAUAGGCUACUCUCCCCUCUCUCUUUCCCGGCCGAGGAGCGUCACGCAGUUGUCCAGUGCGUCUCCUCAGCAACUCCAGGAAACCGGAUCGCAGGGAAUAUCAUUCAAAGAGGGAAAAAAGCAGAAGGUGGAGGAGUAGCCUAGACUACACAACAGAAACCGGGAAAGUUGUCUAGGGAAGAGGGGUCUCCCCAAAACCUGAGCCAUGAGUCGCAGCAUCGUGCGGCAGAGUAAGUUUCGCCACGUUUUUGGCCAGACGGUCAAGGCUGAGCAGGGUUACGAUGACAUCCGUGUUUCCAAGGUGACGUGGGACAGCUCCUUCUGCGCCGUCAACCCAAAGUUUCUGGCAGUCAUCGUUGAAUCCAGCGGAGGAGGAGCUUUCCUGGUCCUGCCGCUCUCUAAAUCAGGUCGUGUGGAUAAGAAUUAUCCGCUGGUGAUCGGCCACUCUGGACCUGUCCUCGAUAUCGACUGGUGCCCUCAUGAUGACAACAUCCUGGCCAGCUGUUCCGAGGACUGUACUGCGAUGGUGUGGCAGAUCCCAGAUCGCUCUCUGACCAGCCCCAUCUCCGACCCCAUUGUGAUCCUGGAGGGACACUCCAAACGUGUUGGCAUUGUCACCUGGCACCCCACCGCACGCAAUAUAUUACUCACUGCGGGCAGUGAUAACUUGAUUAUAAUCUGGAACGUGGGAACAGGCGAGCCCCUCAUCACCAUGGAUGACCACCCAGACCUCAUCUAUAGCAUUAGCUGGAAUCGAAACGGCAGCUUGUUUUGCACCACUUGUAAGGACCGACGUCUGCGUGUCUGCGACCCCCGCAAGAGGGAGGUGGUUGCGGAACGUCUGGCUCCACAUGAUGGGAUCCGGCCAAUGAGAGCCAUCUUCACCAGAGACGGAAACAUCUUCACCACAGGAUUCACCAGGAUGAGCCAGAGAGAGCUCGGACUCUGGGACCCGACAAAUUUUGAGGAGCCCAUUGCACUGUUGGAGUUGGACACAAGUAAUGGAGUGUUGUUACCAUACUAUGAUGCAGACGCAAACAUGGUCUACCUCUGUGGAAAGGGAGACAGCAGUAUCCGUUACUUUGAGAUCACAGACGAGCCGCCAUACGUCCACUACCUCAGCACUUUCAGUAGUAAGGAGCCCCAGAGAGGGAUGGGCUUCAUGCCCAAGAGAGGUGUGGACGUCAGCAAAUGUGAAAUUGCUAGGUUAUUCAAGCUCCUUGACAAGAAGUGUGAGCCCAUCACAAUGACAGUGCCCAGAAAGUCAGACCUCUUCCAGGACGACCUGUACCCAGACACAGCGGGGCCUGAGCCCGCCAUGGAGGCUGAAGAGUGGCUGAAUGGCCGCGACGAAGAUCCAAUUCUGGUGUCCAUGAGGGGGGGUUAUGUGGCGCCAAAGAACCGAGAGCUCAAAGUGGCAAAGAAGAACGUGCUGGACUCCAGACCCACCACUCGACGUAGCAUGUCUGCUUUGGAAACCAACAGUCUGCCGCUCCCUUCUUUGUUUUGGUUUAUUCCUCCUAGUUGCUCACUGUCCUUGACCUGUUUUUCCUCUCUUUUUCUUUAUCCUUAAUGCCCCCCUUCUUGUACUUUUUUUCCUUUCUUCUUUUUCUGUUUCCCUUUUUUCGCCACUCUUCUCCUGUCCAGGUUGAGUUGCAUGAGAGGUUGUUGGAGGAGAUUCAGAAUCUGAAGGCCACAGUUUUGUCCCAGGAGAAGAGAAUCUGUGACUUGGAGAAUAAGCUUUCCCAGUACACCAAUGGGACUGCCUGAUGCAUUUAACACACCUUCUGAAGAACUGGUCUAAAUUACAGAAUUACUAUCUACAAAACUACUAUAGAAAUACAUUUCCCUUUUUAUUGACAAGGAACCACUCACCUAAAUACUUUAAAUGUGUUGCCCCUCUAAAAUGUACCAUUGUGGAAGAAUAUGAAUGUGGACAAUGUAAAUGCAUAUUGACGGUCCAACAAAUUCAAACAAUUACAUCCGUAUCUAUUUUAAUUGUUUUGCAGUUGAUUCUACAUAA